Molecule: messenger RNA, 849 nt
Organism: Colias croceus (clouded yellow)
Lineage: Eukaryota; Metazoa; Arthropoda; Insecta; Lepidoptera; Pieridae
Product: glucoamylase S2-like
Exons: 2
Coding region: 153-806 (217 amino acids)
Cellular component (GO): extracellular region
Molecular function (GO): chitin binding
Source: RefSeq, a predicted model, not a curated record
AAAGAAAAUGUAGAGAAUAAGUAAUAACAAAAAAUAUCUUCGGUUAUAAACGGAUAAGCUAGACGUGAAAGGUUUAACAAAUAUGAGACUAAUUGUGGCUGUAAAAUUAAGAGCAUCCUGACACAUAUAAAAUGAAUCCAACUUGAAGGUUUAUGGAGUCGAUGUUCAAUAUGGGUGGACAACUUUGUGUUACAAUUUUCCUACUUGCUUGUUUUGCGUGGAAGGCUCAAGCAGCCGUGAACUGUACGUCCACUGGUCGAUUCGCAGAUCCAGCCGACACUACAUGCAAGAAUUACAGUCUUUGUGUAUAUGACAGUACCACGAACACGCUCCUGACUUACAACUACACGUGCCCUACAACCUCCUUGUUCGACCCAACUACCAGGGUUUGUACCACUAAUUAUGUCUGCCCUACAAAUUCCACUACAAAUACCACCACGACAUCGGUCUGCACAACUGAUGGUUUCGUUGCCGAUCCGAGCUCAACGAACUGCACUACGUAUAUACAAUGUGUGGACAUUAACGGGACGUUCAGCGAAACUACAUUAACAUGUCCAAAUAAUACGUUUUAUAAUCCAAAUACGACAUUAUGUGAAGAGAGUUAUACGUGUACUACUACUCAAACGGUAUCUUGUACUUCAGUUGGGAGAAUAGCUAAUACCACGGACACAACUUGCCAGAGAUAUAUUCUGUGUGUUGCGGCAACAAAUGGGACCUUAUUGCAAUAUUCUUACACAUGUCCUACGACAUCUUUAUUCAAUCCGACCACUCGAGUCUGCACAACUAACUACACUUGUCCUAAUUAGUAAGUAUAUAUAUGAUUGUAUUGAGUCACAAUGUAAAUAAGAA